Amoebophrya sp. A120 is the source of this 5927-nucleotide messenger RNA. Lineage: Eukaryota; Dinophyceae; Syndiniales; Amoebophryaceae. The record is from the annotation of a GenBank genome assembly.
UGAACACCACCAGGCCUGGUGCUCUACUGGUACUAGUGAAUUCAGCGAAAAAAUAUGAAAGUGCGAACCUUUCAUACGCUUCUUACACAAAUGGACUUCUACAACUGGCAGCAAGUGCAACUACUAUGAAGAGUCGCGACGUUGUACUGGUGCUUUCAUCCUUUGCGUCGUUGCGUUUGCUUGUUUAACGUGCCCCUGCUCGUCGUCAUCCACGAGGUUCUUGGUCUGCCGAAUCUAUCAAAAGAGCAAAGCUCGCGGAAAUAACGGGAGGGGCCGCGAUAGGGAACUACGUCGUCUCUUUGCCAAGUCAAAUUGACCAAGUCAACUUUCUCGUUGCAGGUGAAGUAGGUUUGGUCGUCACGAGGACACGGCGAGGACAUCAAAUCGCGGACCAUAUGGAGAGAAAAAAGUUUGUCACUGUCACUAACUUGCGGGCUUUGCAUUACAAAUUUUUUUAGCAUCACAGCUUUCCUCUGUGUUGCAGAAACAUUAGGGAAACAAAUCCCUAAGGAAGUUUGGCUGUGAUGCAUUUUUACGCAUGACAGAAAGUUUUGUACUGCAAAAAUGCGCAUGAGUGAUCGUGACGAACUUUUUUUGUUCGAUAGACCACUAUGCAGCUGCACUACAUCGAGGAGGAAUGCGGCCAGCAGGUCGAAGUCACCGAGGAAUACCUGCGGCAUAUCAAAAGGAAAAAUCCCCCCACCCCAUAUCGAAAUGGAAAUCUGUGAUGCGGGAUUUGUGUACACAAAUCGGCUUUGUAUUGCAGGAAGGCAUCGCCGCCAGAUCCCCAGGCUAUACAGGGGCGUAUCGGUCUAGUUGUUCAGCAUGGCAAACGGCUCCGCUUUAGGCCCAACAGCAUGACAAAUCGCCUCCAUAAUGGGGGCGAAGCUUUUGCCCUUGUCUUCUUGCAAGACAGACGUGAUUUGUGCCCUCAAAUCAGCAACACAAAUUUUCGGAAGCAUGCCUUUUCGAUAUGGGGAGGGGGGAUUUUUCCUCACAAUACGGCACCAUUGCGACCAGGAGGAUUUAAGUACAACUGCAGUUCUUUCGGCUUUUAUACUUAUGCUGAUCAUGCAUACGCUUACGCAUCAUCAUUGGAACAUAAUCUAAUUCCCUAGCCGAGCAUUGCAUGACACAACAUCUACAACAUCUCCCUUAACAGCCCGGGUGCACAACCUCGAGAUCGAAAUCGAUGCGGAGGAGCAACACGCCGACACGAUCGGGGAAAACCUCCCCAACCUCGUCUCCCUGAAGCUGAACGGGAGCAAGGUAUUCUACAUUCGGGAGCUGGGCGUGAAAUUCCAGAAGGUCCGGUAUCUGUGGCUGAACCGGGCCGGGCUGCGGGAUUUAGACGGGUUGGUUGCCGCGCUGCCAUUACUGGAGGAGCUCUACGUAGAAACUGCUUUGUCUAGUUGCUUACUUUUGUCAUGCGUGUUAACCUCAUAGCAGAAAUAAAAACUGUCAUGCUACACCCAGAUAAUAUUGCUAUUUGAUCGAAGACGAGAAUCGAAAAAUCUACUAUCACGACAGAUUUCCUUCAACGAGGUCGAGGAGCUGUCCGGCCUGCAGUUCCACGAAACCUUGCAAGUUUUGGACCUGGAAGGGAACCAGGUUUCCGACUUGAACGAGCUUGAGAACCUCGCGAGCUGCCCAAAAUUGACGGAACUGACGCUGGAAGACAACCCGAUUUGUAUCGAGACGGAUAAUGAUUUUCAUGAUUACAUAUUGCGUAGCUUUGACGUUCUCGUUGUGAAAUAACUUGGACCUGUAGAAGGUAGUUGCACUUCUCGACGUAUGAUGAAGAACGUAUGGCAAUAAACCUUGUCAUUUUAUCACCACAAAUAACAGAUAAGAAGUUCCCGGACCUGGCAUCGGAAAUCAAGCGUGUCGUGCCGCAGCUGGAGACGUUAGAUUCCGUAUGAGAGUCGUGCACAAGAACUUCACGUCGCCCUCGUUUGGAGGGCAAGAGUAGCGACAGAAGCGCAAGCAACGAUGCAGAGCUCUUUCUAGUAGAUGACAAAUUUAUAAUUUUUUACGUAACACUGUCGUGCUGUUCUGGGCGCUGGUACCUGUCUGUCACGCAAACAGUGCCAAAAGGCAUCGGCUGGAAUUCCACCGUUUCUGCAUUGUGUACAAAUGAGGGGGAGACGGGGAAGUAGUUGUGCACUCUCAUACCCCGAGCCGAUUGCGGAAUCAUCUACCUCCGGGGCGAUGAACUACGCCGGAACGGCAGCAGCGUCCUCCUCUUCUGCGGCCGGUAAGGACCACGGAGCAGCGCAGCAUGAUUCGAGUCUCAACAAGUCUUCCCGUGCGCCCGUGGAUCCGUCUGCUUUGUUGGCCUCCUCCACCACCUUCAACCAAGCGAGUUCUCCCUCCGAGGAGGUUGGCAGCUGCGACGAAGAGAAUGGUAUGAUGAACAACCCGCUGUUCCGAGCGGACGCCGCAACCCAGAACGACUUGUCACGCCUGCGGUCGCGGGCCCGGGCCGGAAGCGGGUCGUCGCGGACGAGUGCGGAGCCUAUAAUGCCGUUGGAGGAGGGACCGACAAAAAGUAGUUCGUCUACUUCAACAGCAUCGUCCAACAUGAUUACGACUCCUGCCACCUCCGCGAGUAAGUAUCUGUACACAUCAUCAUCAUCAGCAGUACCUGCAACUUCUCUAUUCGCAGGAACGGCAAGAGCCGGCGGAGUUCCUCUCGGGCAGAGCAAUAACCACCUGGAUCAGACCACCACCUGCGACAACUCCGUGACGGACUACGACAAAAGCACAAUCGAGAACACGGAAGAAGUAUCAAACCUGCAAAUUCGUGUGGGUCUGAAAAAAUGAAACCUGUACAACUGCGUGUCUUACAUUCCUGUAAAAUCUGUACUGCAUGACCAAAAGCAUCGCGCGCUCUUUUGUCAUGCAAAAACGCAGUUCCCAAUUCGCGCUACGCAUGAGGAAGCGUCCAGAGAGCAAUCGUGUCCUGCUGGGCUGCACUCAGGAGUGUGUUCAAUCAACGCCGCCCAGCAUGAUCACAGGUUUCCAGAGGGCCCAGACAUUUUUGCAGUCGAUAGGAAGAGAACUCCAACUCCUACGGCACGACGACCACGUUCACGAGUGGGGGGACGGCAACUGUAUCAAUUGAAAACAUCAUGUCGUGGUCUGGAUUGGUGAUGCGAAAUUUGAAGGACAGCGAGGCUUUGUGAUGCAUGAAUGCGAUGGGCCAUAUUUUUUGUCGUGCUGGAAGUGGAAGCCACUUUGUCAUGCAAAACGCGGUAGAGUAUGAGUAAGAGUUCUUCGCAAUACCAAGCGAAAGAUUUGGGAUGCGUAUAGUACAAAAUAAUGGUCAAAACAUCGCGCUGCAAUCCAUGCCUCAGCAACACAAUUUCGGCGCGUCUCUCCAGACCCAGACAUGAGUAUUUGCAUUCGAUAAACCACACUGGUGAACAAUAAUACUGGUGGAGAACAACCAUCAAUCGGAACAAGCGGGCCAAGCGGGUCGUCUGCACUCGUUUUAUCGGGUGGUCCUCACGGUGGUCCGGACGCAGAAGUUUCUGGUGAGCAAAAUGUAGGCGGGUCCGAACAGCAUCAACAAGCCCUGGAUCAUGUAUCCCAGAGAAAAAAGCAGGCAGGUCACAUUUGUAAUGCAAAAAUGUAUUACAAAUGUCAUGUGAGCUGCUUCCUUUUUUCUGUGUGAUAUCAUGCUGGCAUCGGCCAGAACGAACCGGACGAAAUAUUACAAUGAAAAAUGCCCCCUCCCCAUAUCAAAACGGAAAUCUGUGAUGCAGAUUUGUGGCGACAAAUCAGCUUUGUGAUGCUAGAAGGCAAAAGAUGCGGACUGUAGGGCUGCCUAGCGUGGGAAAGCCUUGCAGCUCCAAGAUGACAGGAGGCAACUGGAAGUGGGAAACAGCAUGACAGAUUACCUGCAAUUUAGGCCGCAGCUUCGUCACUUGGCCUUCUAGCAAUACAAGUCGAUUUGUGUACUCAAAUACAGCGUCACAAAUUCGCGCAUCUUCCGUUUCCGAUAUGGGUUGGGGGCUUUUUUCACUUUGAUACGAAAGGGAGUUGAUUGUGGAACAGAUCAAGCAGACGCGGCAGCAUUUCUGGAAUAGCUAUGCGUUGCAAAUAUGUCUGGGUCUGGAAGAGUUCGAAUUUGUGAUGCGAAGUCUACAUCAUGACAAAAUCUGUCAUGCAUGGCUAGCAAAAGGCCCCAGUUCUUGUUACCGAAAGAGGGGAUUUGCCAUGCGGAUUAAGCAUAAUUGGGACACCUGGCCAUUAAAAUCUGUGAUGCUAGAGCUUGCAUGCCAGACGAUCUGGAUCAGGCAAAAACUGCAUCACAGAUCUCACAUUCUUCCAGACCCAGACAUAUUUGCAUUUGAUAACAGCAGGCCGGGAACCAGUAGCUCCUCCCGAUCCGGGGGGACUACUAAGAACGGGUUAGUACAUCAACUACCGGGAACCUCGCACGGGGCUCCUGCUCUAGUAUCCUCCGUCUUGCCGGUGUCCUACCGCCCGUACACCACCGCGAGCAACCCAGUUUUUGGUGCGGGAUCAUCUUCGAGCGCUAGUUCUUCGUCCAGUUCUUACCAUCUCCACUCGUACUACCACAGCCGUCCGCCGACGAGCACGUCCAGCUACAGUGCGUCACUUUUGGACCAGCAGGCGAGCAGUAUGGAGCAAAGGACCGGGUUGUCGUCCGCCAUGACAAGCUCGACGAGCGCGACCACCUCGGAUCUGAUAUCGUGUUUAAAAACGUCCGCACCCCAGGCGCAAGAUGGGAAAUCUGCUACACAAAUCCCCAAGCUUUGGCUGUUGCGCAUGACAAGUUCCUUGGGAUAAUCCUGUCAAGCUUCAGCUAGUUCACCAGCAUCACAGACAUGACAAAUUCCUAAACACGAAUAGAAACUGCUUUUCAUGGGGCUCCGCAUUAGAAACCUUUUCAGCAUGCAGCUUUGCAUUACAAGCAUGGGAUGGGGACGUUUUUACAUAGGAUAUCUGACCAGCAAUACGGACGACGUGUUUGCGGGGACAAACCCGCUGAAGGCGAUCCGGCAGCGGCGGAAGAACUUGGGGAUGAAAGAGCACCACACCGGCUCGGAAUCCAUACACCACCUGCUGCAGAAAUUUCAGAGCUACCUGCAGCCAAGCUGCCUGGGGGAAAGCGAGUUGCAGAAGAGGAAGAAGGUACGUAGUACUUAGGGUUGUUGCAGAUCAUGUGGCAGCGCAUUAGUUUUGUUGAUUUUUAUCAGAAGUACCAAGAAAGAGAUCACGCACGAGAGGGCAAAGCCAAUCGGUGAAGCCUUAAGGUUGUGCAGUGGUGUAUGCAAAUUAACUACUUCAUAUGAUAAUAUAAUCGGCGUGAGAGAGUGAAACUGAAAAUUUUGAUUCAUCAAACCUCCUGAGGCCUUUGAAGAAGCGGGCGGCUUGCGACCGCAGACGGCGGACGUGAGGAUAAGUGCGAAGCCGGGUAGUUUGAACAGCUUCGACGACAAUAGUCCAAAUCGAAGUGGGAUGAAAAGCAGGGGCAGCUCUGGGAACCACUAUCAGCCUUCGUUUGUCGGUGGGCCGCAGUCCUCCACUUCGACCCUCCGCAACAACAAACCCUCGCCGAUCAAGGAAAAUUCCGCGAAUUUGGAGCUGAGUUUGGAAGACCGCCCCACCGCGGUCACCACGCGAGGCGAAGUUCUUACAUUAGACUGAGUCAAUUGUUGUCAAAAUCAAAACCGCCUUUGGUAUUUGUUGUAACCAGUCGAUUUUUUAAGUUUAAACUCCGUAUCUAUUGAUUAAAGCGGUACUAGAAAUAAACUCGAGGUCCACGCAAAGUCGGACAAAAUCCUUUCAGUUUUGACUUUUUGACGCAAGAACUCUUUGUACUUGUUUUCUACCGGAAGAUGUUGUAACGCGGACACGUAUGAUCGCAGAACUUUUUUACAGUAGAACUAAAU